Molecule: messenger RNA, 2091 nt
Organism: Halichondria panicea
Lineage: Eukaryota; Metazoa; Porifera; Demospongiae; Suberitida; Halichondriidae
Exons: 5
Coding region: 156-1946 (596 amino acids)
Biological process (GO): signal transduction; regulation of gene expression
Cellular component (GO): nucleus; cytoplasm
Molecular function (GO): mRNA binding; protein binding
Source: RefSeq, a predicted model, not a curated record
GGAAAUCCCCCAAAUUUUCAUGCGUAUUAAUACAGGGUGAAUGCCAUUUACCCUGUGUUUACCUUACAUGAGCACAUCUCUUGGACUGGCCGGCCAGCUCGAGCUCAAGGGGAUAAGAAAGUCUUGAAGUACAAAGUGAAGAGAUUGGUUGAAGCAUGGCAACUGAAGGUGACGCUGUAGCUGUAGAGUCAGUGGAUUCCCUCAUCAGGGAAAUAUCUGACCACAUUGGACGUGGCUGGAUGGUCCUGGCUAGAAGUCUUGGAUUCAUGGAAACCGACAUCCAGGCAAUUGAAUAUUCCAAUGAACGGGACCUCAAAGAGCAAAUCCAUCAGUUUUUCUAUCAGUGGAAGCGAAGAGAUGGACAAGAAGCGACUCGAGACAAGCUCUAUGCUGCCUUAUACGACGGUGAAUUAGAGGAGCUCCUGAAAAAACUGGACAAAACAGAUGUUAAAAAAAGUGACCCACUUCCUAACGUCCCUCCUACCCCACCACAACUAGUAACUGUUCUGGAUCCUGAUGCCGUACCUGACUCGACAACCACCACUGGCCAAAAUUCUCCUGCUAGCAUCAGCAGACUUAUAACCAGCCCUCCUAAUAGGCUAGAUACUAAUGUUUUACCUGACUCAACAACUACUACUGGACAACAUUCUCCCCUGGCUGUACAGAACUCACCAAAUUUGCAUCAAAACAAUCUGGACACCCCCACACAGAGCCCAGAGAGUGAUCAAGAGUUUGUGAGGCGAAAACGACUUGAAAAGCUGGCUUCCAACUUGUCAAAUAACUCCGACUCAUCUGGAAAUGGAGGUGCACAGAAUAGACUUUCAUUUCCCGAGGCCCCUCCUCCUAGUUUGAUACCCGCAAGCCUCCAGGAAAAUGCCACACCUACUCUCCCCCGGAGGAUUCCUGGGAGAUCACCGUCUGUUUGUCCGUUCGAGCUAGAUGAUAUGGUGAUGGUGGAGAGACGUGACGCUGCAGCUUGGUGCGGAGUGGUGAGGUGGAUUGGGGAACUUCCUGAGACACUAGGGCAACCUGUGGCUGGAAUUGAAAUGGAAGAUGAGGUACCUGGUGGUGGAGAUGGGAGUAAGGAUGGUGAGAGAUAUUUCUACUGUACCAAUGGACGUGGAGUCUUUCUACCGGUUCGAAUGCUCAAAAAGGACAACCGAUUUGAUAACAUCGAUAGUUCAUCAUCGAAUUCCCCUCCUCCCAAUCAAGGAACCCCUGAGCCUCAGAGUAAUACAGCCUCCUCUGAAAGUGCUUUGAAUGAUUUUCUAUCCCAUCCUUUUGCUGCUGGUUGGCGGUCGCCUGAAGAAGUUCUCAAGCAGGCCGGACUGAACAUAUCUCCAAAUGUAUCUAGUGAUCUCGAGACGAACCUCUCUGAGGGUGAAGAACGAGUGCUAGUGUUCACUGUCCCCACUGAUCACACUGGCAUCAUUAUCGGACGAGAAGGAAGAAACAUUCAAGCUGUCGAAAGGGAAACAAACACCAUAAUUAAGAUGGAGAGAGACUAUGGUGGAUUGAGUGGUGUCAAGAGAGGAGUGAUUCGUGGCAGUGAAGAGAACAGGAAAAGAGCACUACAGAUGAUUCUGGACCGACUCAAGAAGCAAGUGUACCAGCGUACUGCCAAGGCCGAAACAAUUCAAAUUCCAAAUAACAAAGUUGGUCUAAUCAUAGGAACCAAAGGUCAAACUAUCAAUGCAAUCAGGAGCCUCUCUGGUACCAACAUUGAUAUCAAAGAUGGACCUACAGGACUGGAGUCAUUUUCUUUAUUUGGAUCCCAAACUCGAGACUGUACGAUAACUGGCUCAGAAGAAGACAUUGAGAAAGCAAAGAAACUCAUUCGAAUUGCAGAGGAUGGCGGGAACAUUGUCGUAGGAGCUACAUUGGCAGCGCUCAUAGCAGACCUAGCCUCUCUGCAGGUGACAGUGGAGGAACGCAAUAACAAUUAACUCUUGUUUGUUUUAUUAGUAUAUAUUUGCUCAGUUGCAUGUUUUAUUGCAACAUAAAAAAUUAUUUUUGUAUAUAUAUAGCUGUUAUCAUUAGUGUGACUUUUCCUUUCUUAAAUGUUCAAUACUUGGCAUAAUUAUAACUUCA